AGUCCCAGCCUAUCGCUUUGACAAAACUACUUAUCGUGGGAGAGAAGUUAGGCGGGGUGAAGGACUGAAAGGGGCGCGUGCCCUGGGUGGCGGUGACCUGAACCCCCGCAGCAUCCUGCACCCUGACCUGCAUGCUUGAAGAAGAGAGCUUGGGAGAACGAUGGACUAGGCGCGGUCGCCUGGGACCAAGCAGCCGGGAUGUAGGGAGGCGGGCUGGUCGGUAACAGUGAUCCGGUGGCGACCUGGACCCCUCUGCGGCGAGCCAGGAUCUAGCGGGCAGCGGAAACUGGACCAAGCACAUGGCGUCUCAGUGGCAGGGCAUGAGGACCUCUGUGCGCAGACGAUCACUCCUAAAGGAGGAACAGCUAGAGAAGAAGGAGGUGACCCGGUCUGCUGGGGGUCAUCCGGAGACCGGUCCCUUGGGCUCCCUGUGCAGACAAUUCCAAAGGAGGCUGCCUCUGAGAGCGGUCAGCCUGAACCUCGGUAACGGCCCCUCCUGGAAACGCCUGGAAAGUCCAGAGCCAGAGCAGCAAGGUCUUCAGGCUGCAGCUCGCUCAGCCAAAAGCGCCUUGGGUGCCAUGUCCCAGAGGAUCCAGGAGUCCUGUCAGAGUGGCACCAAGUGGCUGAUGGAGACACAGGUGAAAGUGAGAAGGAAGCGAGGAGCCCAGAAAGACAGAGGGUCACCACCACCCAGUCUGAGCCAGAAGAACACUCGGCUAUGCAGGGCCAACCGGGAUGCUAGAGUCGGGGGACAUCUUCGCCUCUCUGGCCAGAUGGGUCCGCAUGCCCAUCGCCGUCAGCGGCUAAGGAGGGAGUCUGCCCUCCGGAGCCCCUGUUCCUCCACAGAACCUCUCUGCUCUCCCAGUGAGUCUGACAGUGACCUAGAGCCUGUGGGAGCCGGAAUCCAGCAUCUUCAGAAGCUGUCUCAAAGGCUGGACAGAGCCAUCAAGGCUGAAGAGAGUGGUGACAUGACCGUCUCCCUUAUCCGUGAAUGAGGACAGCAAGCAUCCUACAGGAAGCCGGCUCUGUCCAACCACCAAGCCACCAGGAUGUCCAUGCUGCCCAACCCAUGAACUUCCUGGAGACAGCAUUGGGUUUAUCAGCAUCCCCAGGCCACUGCUAACAAGGAUUUGACUAACAUAGGGUCCAGAACCCUUCUACUUCAGCCAUAUCUGGGCCCACUGGUAACCACUGGCCACAGCCUGAGAGUUAUUUAGGAAGACCUUGAAGAGGUGAUGGGAACUGCCCAUGUUCCCCCAGGGGACUCCUGGACUCGGGCACACCCAUCUGGCUCUCCAGCUUCAUAGUUGUCCAUCCAUAUUAGGAAUGUACCAGAAGAUGCUAGAUAGUUCUGAGUCUGGAAACUAGGACCAAGGACCUGCAGGAGUCAUCCCACAAACCCUCCCCCUGUAUUCCCAGGGCAGAGAUUCCGGAGGACCCACUUUCACUGCUGCUUCCCACCCCCAGGACCCCACAGGAAGAGAGGAGGUAUUUGCAGACUGCAAGCCUCAGCUCACGGAGCCUACUUAUCUUCUCCAUGUAGGGGCACUAGCGUGCCUGGAGGGGAAUGCUGUUCGAAAGCAGUUUCUUCUCUUUGUAAAUUAUUUAAGACAUCUGCUAUGUCAUUCUAUUAAAAAGAUACCAGUGUGUCAUUUGUAGGUCACAUUGUUUUUCGUAAUAAAAGCUCGCUUUCCAUGCUU
This is a messenger RNA of Mus musculus (house mouse), 1700 nucleotides long. It is a transcript of the gene Pimreg, whose product is annotated as PICALM interacting mitotic regulator. The transcript has 6 exons. NCBI's taxonomy places the organism in Eukaryota, Metazoa, Chordata, Mammalia, Rodentia, Muridae. The record is from RefSeq and is marked validated. The coding region runs from base 300 to 995 and encodes 231 amino acids. Gene Ontology annotation, cellular component: nucleus; nucleoplasm; nucleolus.